Messenger RNA from Mobula hypostoma (lesser devil ray), 3453 nucleotides. It is a transcript of the gene cax1, whose product is annotated as cation/H+ exchanger protein 1. Bases 88 to 2331 code for a protein of 747 amino acids. Gene Ontology annotation, biological process: calcium ion transmembrane transport; intracellular calcium ion homeostasis. The transcript is spliced from 20 exons. Gene Ontology annotation, cellular component: membrane; endomembrane system. NCBI's taxonomy places the organism in Eukaryota, Metazoa, Chordata, Chondrichthyes, Myliobatiformes, Myliobatidae. Gene Ontology annotation, molecular function: calcium:proton antiporter activity. The record is from RefSeq and is a predicted model, not a curated record.
UUCGGCCGGCUGAUGAGAGUUGGUGCGGGUGGCUGGUCGUUCCUGGGUUAAUACUUGUAGACCGCCAGCUGCCACCCUCCUUUCGACAUGUCGGAGAUAGAGCAGGAGCCCGAGCUGGGCGGCCGGAGACGGAGCACCCAGGACGCGUUGAACUUUGGGAGGGAGAGUUCUCUAAGGGCUGAAGCAGGUCCUUAUCCUCUGACCCCCUGGGACAGGCAGUGUGAGCUACAUCUGCAGACUGAACUGAUGGACCUCCCUUCACCACUUACACCAAAAUUGCAUGCAGUGACCUGUUCAACUCUGACGCAAAAUCAUUCCUGUGAAGGAAUCACGUGUCCGGGCUGCUUGAUGACAAAGACCACACUGCUGGCAGAAAAUGAAGUGGAGGCCCAUAAAUUAGCCAACAACUACAAGUUCGGAUUUAAGAAGUGGAAAAGUCACGUGACCGAGAGACCCUGGGAAGACCGUUCUGCAGUAGUGAAAGAACUCUAUUCUGAUCUCAACGUCAUCAAACAUCCAGGAUCUCUGGUCACCUGUGACAAUGUGUUGUAUGUGCUGCUGUUUGGCUGGUGGAUUUCUCUGCUCUACCUUCUCGUUGCCUUAAUUAUGUUUGUUACCAUCGUGGGGAUUCCUUACGGUAAAUCAUGCUGCUGUCUUGCUGGAUAUUAUUUCUGGCCAUUUGGGAAGAUAAUUCAAAAGCCAUUCGUGAAUCGGAGGAAGAGCAGUGUGCGAUUUGAUGGCGAGAGCACUCCUGAGUCGACUGCGGUGGAAACCACAUCACUGCUCGGUGCCGUGGAACAGACUGGCCACACUCCUGCAGAGUCUUCAACUGUGGGAACAAAAUACUGGCACUGUCCAAGCACGUACGUGUGGCUUCUCCUGGGGUAUCCACUUCUCACACUUGCCCACUGCCUGGCUUCCUUCAUUGCCUGGAUUUUGGUUGUCACCAUCCCAAUAGCCAAGCUAAAUGGCAGAGCCAUCACCGACAUCUUGCUAAUGCCCCCCGAGCAGCUUCAGAUCAGAACUUCCAAGAGGACUGAUAUCCCACUGGAAGGAGAAGUGGUCCUUUGUUGUUACCGCGCUAUGAAUCUUUACUAUUACAAGUAUACCGUGGUCGGCAUUAAUGUGUUUGCUGUGAAUCUGCUUCCUUUAGUAGUAGUUGCUCUGGUUUUGGGGUAUGCUGACACGGAGAAUCACUAUGCCAGUUCACCGGUCAAGUUUGCUCUAUCGAUCCUGGCAAUAAUUCCCCUGUCCUACUACAUCGGAAUGGCCAUCGCCAGCAUCUCAGCACAGAGUAACUUUGCGGUAGGUGCAGUAGUGAACGCCACGUUUGGUUCCAUCACCGAGUUGACCUUCUACAUCACCGCUCUGAUCAAAGGCAGCCGUAAAGGGAACAAGUGUUAUGAGGAAGUGGUGAAAAGCGCCCUGACUGGAACCUUGUUGGGAUGUGUCCUCUUUAUUCCGGGUAUCUCCAUGGUGAUCGGAGGUUGCAAGCACCAGGAGCAGCGGUUCAACAGCCGGUCGGCUGGCAUCAGCUCAGCGUUGCUCUUCAUAUCCGUGGGAGGUGUGUUUGCACCAACUCUCUUCUCCAAAGCCUACGGAAACCUCAUUUGUCAAGGCUGCACCAAUUCAACACAGAAUGAAUCUGGUCCCUUUGAAUGUGAUGACUGUCACUUCAGUGUGCUGCAGGACAAUGCCUUGUUUCACAGCCACGUCCAGCCUCUAAUCCACACUGUGUGUAUACUUCUCCCGGCAUCGUAUGUGAUUGGUCUCAUUUUUGCUCUGAAGACUCAUACCCACAUCUAUGAUAUUCAUAUCAGCGGCUGUCAUGGGCACAGCCACAACGUGGUUAUUCACUGGUCGCGAUGGAGGGCUGUCAUACUGCUCAUUGUAGCCACUGUUUGCAUGUCUGCCUGUGCAGAGUUGGUGUCUGAGCACAUUGACCCCUUGUUGUCCAGCUCUGCAGUCUCACCGUACUUCCUUGGUGUAACUGUCUUGGCGAUGAUUCCUGAGCUUCCUGAGAUAGUUAAUGGGAUCCAAUUUGCAUUGCAGAACAACAUCAGCCUCAGCUUAGAAGUUGGAAGUUCCAUUGCUGUACAAGUGUGUAUGCUUCAAAUCCCAGUGCUGGUGCUCUUCUCAGUCAUUUAUCCUGUAGGUUUCAAUCUGCUUUUCAGUGAUCUCCAUCUCUGGGCAUCAAUAUUCAGUGUCAUUUUAAUGAACUACAUUUUCAUGGAUGGCAAGAGCGACUACUUCCAAGGCACAGCGUUGGUGGUAGUCUACCUCAUCAUCAUGGCCAUGUAUUACUUUGCUCCAUCUCGAAGCAUGUGCUGAGGGUGCUUUCAGCGAAUAGUUUGUCGUUUUGGACAGUUUGAUUGAAUAACUCUAUCAUGGUUAUCAACAGCCAAGAAUUCUUCGCAAGCAUCGUCAUUUUCUGCUACUGUCUAACUGUACUCAGAUCAGCAUUAAGUUAUAAGGAUUCCCGCACGUACUUAAGCGACUGACAGAUGCCAUUUGCAGUCAAGCUGUGGUAUUAUCAUCCAGUCUGGGUUUCAGUAACAAUCUUCGUGUUUGGUUUGGAGAGGAGAAUUUGGGAAAACUACUUUUCAUUCUUUUAUGGGAGGUUCUGUUUUGGAAGAUCCCCAGUGAAGUCUGAGAACUCUAAACUACCCUAGCUAACAAUUCCUGGUUGUGAUUCCAUUGGCUGCUAUUUGAUCUAGAUGUAAUUUCCUGUUAUUUUUUGUGAGAUGUAAAUGUGUAUACUAAUAACUUGAUUUAAAAACAAUUUGAGAAAAUUUGCAUUUCUUAAAUAACUUGCUCUACAAUUGAAGGACUAUAAGUAGCCAAAUAUAUUUAUAUAAGUAAACUCAAGUUUAUUUAAAGUAAAAUUUGUAUCUCUAUUAACAACUGAAGUUUAACACUUUAUUUACAGGCACCUAAGCUAAAACCUUCUGGAACGUCUAUUGCAAUGAUUCUCGCUAUUCCUGUGUUUAGACCAUGAGCCAGAGGAACAGAAUUACACGCUUCUGCCCAUCGAAUCUGUGCCACCAUUUGAUCAUGACUGAUCUAUUUACCUUUCAACCCGUUUUCCUGCCUUCUUCCCAUAACCUUUCAUGUCCUGCCUUAUCAAGAACCUGUCAACCACACCCAGUGACGUGGCCUCCACAGUUGCCUGUGACAAAUUCCAGAGUCAUCACCCGCUGGUUAAAGAAAUUCCUCCAGCUCUGUUCCAAAUAGACAUCCCUCUAUUGAGGCUGUAUCCUCUGAUCCUAGACUCACCUACCACAGGAAACAUCUUCUCUAUUCACUCGAUCUAGGCCUUUCACCAUUCGAUAGGUUUCAAUGAGAUUGGCCCUCAUUCUUCUGAAUUCCACCCAGUACAGGCCUAGAGCCAUGAAACCCUCCUCAUAUGCUAAGCCUUUCAUUCCCAGAAUCAUUUUCAUGAAUCCCCUUUGA